Patiria miniata (bat star) is the source of this 4027-nucleotide messenger RNA. RefSeq lists its product as uncharacterized. The record is from RefSeq and is a predicted model, not a curated record. The transcript is spliced from 5 exons. Lineage: Eukaryota; Metazoa; Echinodermata; Asteroidea; Valvatida; Asterinidae. The coding region runs from base 201 to 1919 and encodes 572 amino acids.
ACUAGCCCUGCAGAGGGCGCUAGCGCAGAUUUGGUAUAAACAAAAACAUUGUACGACGACUACGAAGGAACGUCUUUCUGACCAAAUUCUCCGAGAAUUUCACCUCAUUUCGUGCAAUGGAUGAUAUGCUACAGUAGGUCUAUACCUCUCGAAUUCGUGGGGUUCUUCAGCCGCGACUUUCCUAUGUAAUUUGGAGAAAAAUGGGGCGUGGAAAGAAGCUUCGCCUUCGGCAUCGGCAAGAUCGGACGCGAGGCCCUAGCAACGGACAGCCGCCCGAAUCUCCAGGCGGCCUAGGUCUGGUCCUAGGUCACGGUGAUGAAGAAGAGGAUGAGGUUUUACUGCGGCAAGUGCCCAUGGUAAUCCAAGAACAGAUUAGUGUGGUGCCUCUCAGACAAAGAACAGUCAGUAAAAGAGACAGGAAGAUGGCCUGGGGAACUGUUCUUGCUCCUAAAGACCCCAACAUCAGGAAGUCCUCGGUCUCAAGCCGCCACAGUCAGUCAUCAGGUAGCAUCGACCGCAAUCACAGGGAACCAGCCACAGCACAGAGACCUAAUUUAAGCGAUCAAACCCUGUCAAGUUCUUCACGUUCAGCUUCCCAAGACAUCAAACUGCCGAUUCUUUCCAGUAGUACGCACAGCCGUUCACAGCCAACCAAACCUUGCCGUAAAAUCUCCCACAACUCUUCCCAAAGUGCCGGCGCCAAGAACCAACCAACUCGACGGAAACCAAAAACCGACUCGACUUCUAAGCAUGGAGAUCAGGGACAGAAGUUGUCAAGUAAGCCGGCGAAGAAACCGAGAGCUGUCCCAAUCCUUGCGGCGAUAACGCCGGACAAUGUGGAACACGAGAAGCAGAAAUUCUUUGAGAGCAGCUUUGACUAUAAUCCACAGUUCAGUUACCGAAGUCCGCCCUCAGCAGGCGUUCUGGAGAGAUACAACAAGGCAACCGACAAGUUGAUUCAGCCGGCCAUCCAAGUCUUUCAAGCCACCCUGCUGAAGUUCAAGACCUAUAAACGUUUUGAGGCCACGACAGGUGGCAAGCCAAUCUCCGUAUCCCAGUUCACAGCCAUGUUCCAGCAGUACCUGGCCCAGGAAGGCCUUACCAACAAGGUGGCCCUGAACCUGAGCGACAGCCUGGUAGCCCGUGCGGUGAUGAGUAGGACAAACGGACGAGCGACGCUCAACGCCAGACCCAAUGCGCUCAAGUCCCAGUGGUCGGACGGGCUGCUCAGACAUGAAAUAGGAACUCAUUACAUACGGAGCGCCAACAAUCGCGAGCACCCGUGGAGCACGCCAAAAGGCCGCAAGCAGCACGGCCUCAGCUCUCUCAACCCGACUGAAGAGGGCAUCGCAAGCAUCCACAGCGUCUUACUCAGAAAGGAACCCUUCCUGUGGCGCUCAGCAAUGCUGUACUACACCACCUACAUGGCUUCCAGGCUGUCCUUCGCGGAUCUGUUUCGGGACCUGGGGACCUACAUUGAGGAUCCGGAGGUCCGGUGGGACUACUGCUUGAGAGCCAAACGAGGACAGACGGACACCUCUCAACCAGGUUGUUUCAACAAGGACCAAGUCUACCUAGCAGGCGCCUUUCGCGUCUUGCGCUACCGCCAUUCCGUCGACUUCCACAGCCUGUACAAGCUGGGCAAAGUGGCCCUGGAGGAUGUAGAACAUCUCAAGACCUUGGUGGACCUCAACUCUCCGAACCUGAAGAUCCCGACGUUCAUGGCCGACAUCGAAGACUACAGGAAGCGACUGGACUAUGUCGUUUUAAAGAACGGCCUGGAUGAAGGGGAAUUGGCUCUUCUCUUUCCAGGGGAGGCACCAAGUGGUAAGACUGUCAAGCCAGCAACUAGCCAGGAGGAAUGCCUUGAUGAACAAGAAACUGGACUUGUUUGCUCAGAUGAUGAACUUGUGGAAUGAUAAUGGCUGUUGAAUUUCCAGGGGACAACUCAUGAAUAAAAUAUCUUUUUUUGCCCUGCUUUUUACCUUCUAUACCUUCUGUAAUUCUAGACAUUGGGUUUGAGAUUUCUUGAAGGAGAGUAAGAAACAACUGCUUCAACCUGACUUCAAAGUGGUUAGGAGCAGAUGCACAAUUAAACAGGCGUUUCUGGGAGAUGGAACCUCGCGGUACCGCACGGGUUAUGCGGUACCGCAAGGUUUCGUUUUAAAGAGCUAAAUUUACGAGUCAAAGCCCACAACCGCGUGUCUUCACAAGCGCCUGGCAGGCCAGCAGUGCUAACAAUAGAGCCCCUCUGCAAGGCCUAAUCUCCUGCUAAUCCCCCAGUGCCCACAGUGACUUCGAAGGCGUUGAAUUUGAAUGGAAUCUACCGAUCAAUUGAGGGUGAAAGCUUGACUUGAUAUGUUGACACUAAAUGUACAGGUAUAUUUUUCUCUCUUCUAAUUCACAUUAAUCAGCGGAUAGUUUUCUAUUCAUUGUCAUUGAAAUAAAGGCUCUAAGAUUCCCCGCCCAGUGACUCAGCCUUUGGAAUAGUAUUUGAAUUUUUUAACUUUGAGACAAAACUCCAUUUAAUCAUUACUUUAAUGUGCAAACAUUAACAUAAAUAAAGAAGAACCAGAUAAGUAUCAAAUAACUUAUUCCAAUAUUAAAGUGUCACGUAUCCUGUGAAAUGACGGCGCCUGUUGUUACGGCACCUUUUGUCGCGGCAUCUGGCUUUAUUUUCAAGAAAAGUGAAUUAUUGUUUCAUUUUUAGCUAUUGUUGGCCGUCCAUCUUUACAAAAUGAGCUGAAUAUUUUUUUUUAAAUAUUGUACUGCUUCAAGUUUACCAAAUUUACCAAAUUCAUAAAUAUUCCAGCAAUUCGGCGUAUGGCUGCAACAGAAUAUGAAUAAAAACCAUUCAAUUCCAAAUGUAAUUGAACUCAUCUCUAUGUAGUUGCAAAUAUGGUGCUUUUUAGUCACAAAACCUCACAAGCGUGACCACUAAUCCUGUAAUCCCCUAAUUAUACAGGGUCGACUAUUGAUGAAGCCUUUUGUGCACCAAAGUGUCCCAAUUAACCUGCUUCUUUUGUUCGCAAUAACCUGGGUGGACUGAGCUGAAGUUGACCCUGCACUGGAGGAGAAUAUUCAUGAAUGCAUUGUUGGUAUGCAUUUACGUCCAACCCCGAAAAACCUAAAGGUUUACCGUGCGGUACCGCACGGUUUAUGCGGUUAACACAGAAGAACCCGCCUGUUUAAUUGUGAAUCUCCCCCUUACAUGUUGAGGCACAACCAUGUCAUAUAGGCAUUGUUCACGAGUCGGCCAUAUUAAAUUGAAAGCGAGGUGAAAUCUUUCAUUUUUGGAGCUUGCCAAUGAAAGCAAUGAAGUAAAGUUCAUUUCAAAUUCAUACCAGUGUGCUCUGAUCAAUAAUUUGAAAUUUGUGAUUAAACAUGUUUUAAGCCCAAAUUUAAAAAAGAAAAUUGAAAGUGAAGCGUGGAACACAUAGUCUGGCACCAUCUCAUUCAACAGUUUACAAUUUAUAGAAUGCAUUCAGGGAACAUGAUCAAAAAUGGCUACCUCAUGAACAAGGUCUAUAAUGAGAAUUGCAUUUCAUGUUAUGUAAGCAUGAAAGAUUGCGAGCAAUUUUGACGAGGAGUGUUUCAAGAAAAGAACAUAUACACGUACUGGGAAUAGGUUGAGGGGUUUUUUUUAGCAGGUGUAUAUUUUUGUAACAAUCAUUGAAGUCUUCAGUUCAUGUAGAACUUUUAUUUAUUGAAAUGCAAUUUUGAAUCAUGAAAAUCAAUUUAAUUAUUUUUAAAUCAUGCAUUUUAAAUUAGAGUUUCAAAAUUUGCUGCAGAAAAAAACCCACAAGUAAAUAAUUGAAAGAUUAUUAUAGAUUGAAACUUGAAAUGGUGAUUGAAAACUCCAAACAAACAACAAAACUAUAUUGUGCAUCUGUCGGUAGUCAGUGUCUGUUUUUUGUAGAACUUUAUUGGAAUCAUUAAAAGUAAAAAAGAACUCGUACACCAUGCAUCAUAAACAUUAAUGCUAUUCUAAUUUUUGUUUAAUUAAAGCCCAUAAGUGUUUUAUAAA